Carlito syrichta (Philippine tarsier) is the source of this 5857-nucleotide messenger RNA. It is a transcript of the gene PPM1E, whose product is annotated as protein phosphatase, Mg2+/Mn2+ dependent 1E. The annotation marks the transcript as partial. The record is from RefSeq and is a predicted model, not a curated record. Gene Ontology annotation, molecular function: protein serine/threonine phosphatase activity; cation binding. Gene Ontology annotation, biological process: negative regulation of protein kinase activity; protein dephosphorylation. NCBI's taxonomy places the organism in Eukaryota, Metazoa, Chordata, Mammalia, Primates, Tarsiidae. The transcript is spliced from 6 exons.
UAAUUGCCCUUCCUUUUUGGCUGCUGCUUUAGCCAGGGCCACAUCAGAUGAAGUCCUCCAGAGUGACCUCUCUGCACAUUAUAUCCCAAAGGAAACGGAUGGCACAGAAGGGACUGUGGAGAUUGAGACAGUGAAAUUGGCCCGUUCUGUCUUCAGCAAACUACACGAGAUUUGCUGCAGCUGGGUGAAAGACUUCCCUCUCCGCAGGAGACCCCAGCUUUAUUAUGAGACAUCAAUCCAUGCCAUCAAAAACAUGCGCAGGAAAAUGGAGGACAAACAUGUCUGCAUUCCUGACUUUAAUAUGCUCUUCAACCUAGAGGACCAGGAAGAGCAAGCUUACUUUGCAGUGUUCGAUGGCCACGGGGGAGUGGACGCUGCCAUCUACGCCUCUGUUCACCUCCAUGUGAACUUAGUGCGCCAGGAGAUGUUCCCCCACGAUCCUGCUGAGGCCCUGUGUCGGGCCUUCCGGGUCACUGAUGAGCGCUUUGUGCAGAAAGCAGCCAGGGAGAGCUUAAGAUGCGGGACCACAGGAGUGGUGACUUUCAUCAGAGGCAACAUGCUACAUGUGGCCUGGGUGGGUGAUUCCCAGGUUAUGCUUGUGAGAAAGGGCCAAGCUGUUGAACUGAUGAAGCCACACAAACCAGAUAGAGAGGAUGAAAAGCAGCGAAUUGAAGCCCUUGGAGGUUGUGUAGUCUGGUUUGGUGCCUGGAGGGUGAAUGGAAGUCUAUCGGUCUCCAGAGCUAUUGGAGAUGCCGAACAUAAGCCAUACAUCUGUGGGGAUGCAGAUUCUGCCUCUACUGUUCUGGACGGGACUGAAGACUACCUCAUUCUGGCCUGUGAUGGCUUCUACGACACCGUGAACCCUGAUGAGGCAGUGAAAGUUGUGUCUGACCAUUUGAAAGAGAAUAAUGGAGACAGCAGCAUGGUUGCCCACAAAUUAGUGGCAUCAGCUCGUGAUGCUGGGUCAAGUGAUAACAUCACUGUUAUUGUGGUAUUCCUGAGGGACAUGAACAAAGCUGUAAAUGUUAGUGAGGAAUCAGAUUGGACAGAGAACUCUUUUCAAGGAGGGCAAGAAGAUGGUGGGGAUGAUAAGGAGAAUCAUGGAGAGUGCAAACGCCCUUGGCCUCAGCACCAGUGCUCAGCACCAGCCGAUCUAGGCUAUGAUGGGCGCGUGGAUUCAUUCACUGAUAGAACUAGCCUGAGCCCAGGGUCCCAAAUCAACGUGCUGGAGGACCCAGGCUACCUAGAUCUCACACAAAUAGAAGCAAUCAAACCUCACAGUGCCCAGUUUUUGCCACCAGUUGAGAUGUUUGGUCCUGGUGCACCAAAGAAAGCAAAUCUCAUUAAUGAGUUAAUCACGGAGAAAAAAUCAGUUCAAUCAUCAUUGCCAGAAUGGAGUGAUGCUGGAGAGUUUCCCGCUUCUUUCAAUUUGGGUUCAACAGGGCAGCAGAUAUACAAAAUGGAGAGCUUGUCUCCUGUCUGUUCUGGGUUGGAAAAUGAACAGUUCAAAUCCCUGGGAAACAGAGUUUCUAGGUUGUCUCACUUACGCCACCAUUACUCAAAGAGGUGGCACAGAUUCAGGUUUAAUUCCAAGUUUUAUUCAUUUCUUUCUGCUCAAGAGCCUUCCCACAAAAUAGGCACUAGCCUGUCCUCAUUUAUUCAAAGUGGGAAGAGAAAGAGGAUGUUAAGAAGUUCUCUGCCGUGGAGGCAAAAUAGUUGGAAAGGGUACGGUGAAAAUAUGAUGAGGAAGUUCAGAAAGAGUAAUGAUAUUCCAUACCCAGGUCUUCCCUGGACCUAUAAAAUAUAAUAAUUUUUCUUUCAAGUAGGCUAGCUAGCUGUCCCCCAAUAAAAACACCAUCAGAGUAGAAAUACGGUAGACAUUUCUAACACACAUGUGCUUCAUUAUGAAUCCAUGGAUGGCUCAAUUCUUAAAUGUAAAUAGAUCUCUAGGAAACUUAAAAAACAGUGUUUUCAAUCUAACAAAAGUAUUGGCAGUUUCACUUGCAAAAUUAUACAAGUGGUCCCUGUGAUGUGUCUCCACACCUACAAACAAUCCCCUACCCGCCAUCCCCUCAUGUCACUAGUGGAAGCUUGAGAGCUGGUUCUUUCAGUCAGGAUAUAUAAUGUUGAAAUCUCAACGCAGUUGAAAUCUGGUCUGAUGUGCCUAAUAUAUCUACAGAAAACAUAAUGCUGAAUUAAACUUAGUUGCAAAAUGUCCUUCAGAAUCCUGGGGACUAUGAAGGAAACACCCUCUCCCUUUUUGGGUAGGUAAAAGACUAAAAGCCAUACGGGUUUUAUCUGGUCACAGUGAAGGUAGAAAACUAAAGUAAAAGUGUCACAUUCUCAAACUUGUGAAGCAGUUUAUAGUCAGAAAGACUUGCUGAUUUUUUUCUGUAACAUAAAAGACUAUGAACAUUUUUUGAAUCAAAAAAUACUUCCUAGAACUGUAGUUAUUUGGGAGUUUCAUAACCUGUUAUGGUGCUUUUGGUGGAAUUUUUAUUAUUUAGCAUUUUAGGAGACCGCUGUCAACUGGUUUUAAUCUAUGAUGCUAAUGUGCUUUUCACUGUACCUUCAUCUCAGGAAUAAAACUGGUUUAAUGGAGAUGAUGUCAGGUACAAAUACACUAGAAUCAUAUGCCAUUUAAAAAGAAAAUCUAAUAGCGUUUCUAUGUUUUCUGCCUUUUUUAGUUCAGACAGCAGAGGAAUAUACUACUAUAAAACAAAGAGUGAAGAUUGCUAGUUUUAAUGUCUUUAAAGUUAUUUUCCCCAAGGGAAUUAAGUCAUUGGCAUGAAGGAAGCUGAAAGUAUUGCCUAAAGGGAGCCCAGAGGCCAAGUGCAAAGGACAAUGCAGAUUGCUGAGAGCCAGGUCUGUUUAGUCAUAACUGGAGGACACACACGGGUCUUGCCACUUGCAGCUUCAGACUGCAGAGAGUGUCCCUGCUGUAGUUUCAAGCUUGAAGCACAUCUUCAACUAAAGACAGCAAGGAAACUAAUCAUCACAUUCAUUCAGUGAAGCAGCCUGACUCUGAGCCGCGCGGUCUCAGCCGUUGGCCUCCCCUGGUCGACCGUGGACCAGCCCCACCAUGGGCAAAGGGAGCCCGCUGCAGCGUUGGCCCGUGCUGCUGAAGGCACCAAGUGCUCUUGCUGAGAAAAGUCUACUGCCUGACCAUGUUUUUACCUGAUAAUACGUCUACUUUAUGUUCCCCAGGCCCAUAAUGAAGGACUGAAAUUCCUGACUUUAAAGACACAGACCACUGUAGCAUACUCUGGGUGCCAGUAUAGCUGUAGUAAACAUGAGUCAAAACACCUGCACUUUAGCAAUGAUCAAAUUGUUAAUCUACAGACUUUAUUUUUUAAGAUUCAGAUGUAAGAAGAGAUUUUCAGUAUUUGUUUUUCUCUUGAUUUUGAAGUCAUUUCUUCUUCUCUCAAGUCUGUUACACCUGGUGAAAAGUAGCAAACAUGGCUCCAACUAGACUCUUUCCAUUAUUCUGAUGCUUUGCCCCAUUCACGGACCUCACGCGUAUCUGUCAUUUUCAGAAGCCUAGAUCUUGUUAACCUUUCACAUGCAGUGUCAGUUUCAAAUCAAAUUAUCUAAGAAAACAAGAAAACAGGCAGCAGACUAUUGGUACACAUUAUAGUCCAAAGUGCUUAGCUAAGUAAAAAAAAAAAUUUUUUUUAAUUACUAUAGUUAUCUUUUGGUAAUGUUUUUGAUAGAAGAAGGUGAAAGGAAAAAGAUACAAAUGAUAGGCUUUUUCAGUGGGGAAAAAAAAUGGUUGGACAAAACCAGGACAAGCACAGAGCCAUCUUGAAUGGUCUGGAUUGUGUAGGUCUGACUACAUGGCAGUGUUACAUCAUUUUUCAUACCAUGAGCUCUCUAGAAAAUAAGGCAAAGUAGUUCUAGUGUGGUCGUUAGAAAACAACAUUGUAAAAAGUAGCUAAUAUUCAUUUGUUCACAACAUGCAUAUUUAUAGAUAGUUAGGUACCAUUUGUAAGGUAAGUCCUUUACAAUUCUAUAAUACAUACUAAAGUAGUGGUUAUCGGUCUGAUAUAUGCUGCUCUUGGUUCUAUAAACUAGAUAAAAAGCAGCGCUUUGUGAAACGCAGUGUUAUAUCUUAAUGCCACUGGUGAUAGAAAGUAGUUCCCUUCAGUUCAAAUCCUGUGCCCUUAUCUGCUGCUUGCUGACGUAAGCAAUAAGUAACCCUCUAACUAAUGGUAUCUACACAUUUCUGUAACCUGUAUUUAAUGAUGGUGUAUCUGGUGAUCGUAAAAAUAUUAGACAGAUAUAAAAGUAUCUAUAUAAUAUAUAUUAACUGUUGAUGCUGAGGUACAGUCUGUGAAUUAUGUGUUUGUACUUUAUUCAUGUGUAAUUUAGUGGUGGUGAGAGUUCUACACUCAAUCCUUAAGAAGUGGCAGUAUCCCUUUUUCAAUUUAACACGAUCUGCAUCAUUCUGUUUGCCUGCUAAACAAGUUUUGUUAGAAUAGGAAAUAGUAAAAUAUAAACAAGAAAGUGUAGUAUUGGUUAGGGAAACAGACUUCAAGUCACCAACUGAAGUUAUUACAAGACUCCUUGUACAUUCACUGUGAGUUUCAAAGGGAGUCAGUCCCUAAUUUAAAGGUUUCCUUUGUUCACUUUCUAGAUGUGUACUUUUGAAGGAUAUCUGAGGUUAGGCAACAUUACAGCGACAAAUCCUGGGGCUGUUAAUCCCACGUAGGUCUGUACUAAAGAGGAUGGGUAGAAACACAUGUAUAUACCUUUUCCUUGCCUAGAAGUGCCAUCCAUUGUCCUUGAAUUAACACGAUUAUAAAGUUACUGUUGCAUUUAACUACAAGGCUGCUUUAAAGUUAACACUUUUCCAAGGACAGUGUCAACAAUGUCAGUGUCAACACUGAGUCUAAUUCUGACCACAUUUAUAGUGGUAUAGUGUCAACACUGCAUUUUCAUGACAACCACACUCCAUUGUUGGAACACUGUGCCAGAAAGAAAUUCAAUAUCCAAUGGGCAUAUAAAAAUGACGCAUGGCAAGUUCAGUGUUUACAGAUAAAACUGCUGUGGUUCAAGUACUUCCUUCACCAUCAAAGCCUUUUUGAGGCUUUGUGAGAAAAUGAUCUAAAUUAUUAUUUUAAUUUUUAAACCUAAUUUCUUCACUCAGUGAGCAUUCUCACCUAAGCAAGGCCAUAAAUGGGGAUAUUAUAAUUUCAUUCACAGCUUAAUUUGAGACAGCUUUUCUUUGGAACACAAAUUAGUAAAAGAAAGAACUUUUUUUCACCUUUGAAAGUCAUGUUAUAUUAAAGGACAAAUACCAACUCCUCUGUUCUGUAACUAGCUUAAAUGUCUCUUGCAAAACAAAAUAAGAUACUGCCAGUAUUAUAAACACAACUGUUUUACCGACACAUGGUACUGUGUUGAAAAAUAAGUGUUACUUCCUAUAUAGCAACAUUUUAUUCCUGUCUUGAAGACUAUUUAUUGUACUAAUUAGAAAACAUGAAAUAGGACAGGAAACUCCAGACAGACACAGCAGUUGUUUUUGAAAAGGAAAUACGCUAAUAAACUUCGAUGAAUUAAAUAAUCCAGAUACAUCAUUGUAAACUCUUACUCUAGGUGCUCUUUGGUGAGAGACAGGCUUUGUUCUUUUGUUCAUGACAUUUCUCUGCAAAGAAUUCUCUAUGGAGUGAAACGAAUGAAGUGAAUCAUUCCUUUCCAAGUAAUUCCAUCAAUUUAAAACCCACUCUACAGUUCACUUUUGAGUUCAGUUGUGAUGAGUGAUCUUCAUAUUUUAUUUAUUAAAACUGUUCAUUCUGGUAAGAAAUAUGUUGAAAUUUUGCCAAUUAUCUUAAUAAAACCCAGCAAUUUAAAACCA